AGCACGCUGAAUCCAACGGCGGUUUCUAAUUUCAACAAACUUCUUAUCUUCCUCCCUUUUAUUCUUUUCCUUAUUGGCAAGGUGGCGCGUGCCUUCUCAACGUCUUUUCAGUUAGUCUCCAACAUUGUUUUGUCCCCAAAGACCAUUCUUUUGAUUUAAAGGUUGCUUCUGGAAAAGCUGGAGUGUUGUUAAAUGUUACACAGGCUCAUGACAUCGUAUAAGCUUGAUCCUGACGUUGUUCGCUGGGGUCUCCAUCUCUUGGAUGAUGUUUGUACUCUUUCGAAUGAUAGUUCGCACAGUACUGUUACUCGUUAUGACCAGGAUUUUAGUCAAGUAGAGUAUGUUAGAGAAGGUUAUAUUGAGCCUUGCAUUGUGGAGAAUGAUGAGAUUAUAGCUCAGACGUACCAAGAAGAGUUAUCGAGACUUGCUUCUGCAGAAGCAUCAGGAGUUUCUGGUUGUGAAGAUGGGAAUUUGGAGUCGUCAAUUCUAGGGCAGGAUUGGCUUGGUCCUUCAAACAGACACAGUGGUUCUGGGCUUCAAAAUGUUCAGGAUACAGUGAAUGAUUUUGACAUAAAGAUAGACACUGAUGAUUAUAGAGAUAAAGAAAAUGAGGCAGAUGAUCCUAGGAGACACGGAAGCGAGGAAGCAAACGAUCAUAGUGAAGGAGAAUGCUCUGUCAAUAGGGAAGACUUCUUACAUUCAUUGGACAUAACAGAUGAAUCUACUCUUGAUGGUGAAGUGGGGAGAAGAUUGAAUCAGUUGGUUUCUGUUCCUCAUAUUCCUAGAACGAAUGAGAACAUACCCUCAGCUGAUGAAGAGAUAUCAGAUCAUCAAAGGCUGUUAGAAAGACUGCAGUUGUAUGAUUUGGUGGAGUGUAAGGUCCAGGGAGAUGGUAACUGUCAGUUUCGUGCUUUAUCAGAUCAACUCUAUCGUUCUCCUGAGUACCAUGGUGUUGUAAGAGAACAAGUUAAUCAACAGCUCAGGAGUCACCCAGAAAUGUAUGAGGCUUAUGUUCCUAUGGCUUAUACUGAUUAUCUAAAGAAGAUGAGCAAGAGUGGUGAAUGGGGUGAUCAUGUCACAUUGCAGGCUGCGGCAGAUUCGUAUGGUGUCAAGGUAUUUGUAAUAACUUCCUUCAGGGAUACAUGUUACAUUGAGAUCCUUCCGCAUGUUCAAAAGUCCAACAGAGUUAUUUGCUUGAGCUUUUGGGCUGAGGUGCACUACAAUUCAAUUUAUCCUGAAGGAGAACUUCCUCCACCAAGCUUAAAGAAAAAGAAGAAAUGGUGGAAUUUUUGAAGCCAGGAAUCCACAUUUGCGACGAGUCUCACUUUUCUGUUGAGGAAGCUUCAGUUUUGAUGUGUUCUAUCCUUUGCUUGUCCCCGUUGGUGCAGCAUUUGCACUGAAACCUGAUGCUUUUCUGCCUUGGCUCCUUCGUACAUAUUACACAUUCUUUGAUUUAGAUUUUUUUUAUUUUAUAUUUACAUACCUUCGAUAAUGUUUGAGGAUUUGCCAUUCCUUUUUGUACAUAAAUAAUUACUUAAUAAUUUCAGCGUUUCUAAUUUCUAGUUCUUAUAA
Molecule: messenger RNA, 1572 nt
Organism: Prunus mume (Japanese apricot)
Lineage: Eukaryota; Viridiplantae; Streptophyta; Magnoliopsida; Rosales; Rosaceae
Product: Cysteine proteinases superfamily protein
Biological process (GO): protein deubiquitination
Molecular function (GO): cysteine-type deubiquitinase activity
Source: RefSeq, a predicted model, not a curated record